CCGGUUAUUUGGCGUGGAGCGUCGCAGAACAGUAUCUGUAGGGACAGCUCUGAGACUGAGGCGCUGGGACCGAGCUUAGAAUGGCCGGAGGAGGAACCCGGCACUCAGUGGCGUCGUCCGCGGUUGUCCAACGGUUGCGAGAUCUGAUCGAGGUCCAAGAGGUUUCACUGGACAAACUGAGACGAGAGAUAAACAUACAGAAAGAGAACUCAGUAAAUAAGGAGGAAUAUGAUGCGGUUGUGAAGAAACUAGAGAAAGAAAAGAAAGAACAUGCAGAGACAAAGAAUACCCUAGCUAUAACAUCUGAACGCCUGCAGUUUGCCCUAGGAGAGACUGAUAUUUUCUGCAAACAACUUGAGUGGGAGAAACAAGCAUUUGACAAGGCACUUUCUCAAAUAAAGAGUAAACUUCUAAAACAGUCACUUCAGAAAGACAAACUUAUAAGCAAAUGUACAGAAAUUGAAACCCAUAUUCAGAAGCAGGAAAAUAUUCUAAGCUGCAAAGAAAAUGAAAUCAAGGCAUUGCACUGCUUCAUCAACAAGCAAAACCGAAUCUUAGAGAAACAAGCAUCUGAAUACAAGAUACAGAUGCAACAAGAAAGUUACAUAGCAAAUGUGCUUAGAAAAAGGCCCAAGGGAAAAAAAAAGUAACUAUAGGAGCAUUUCCUUAAAUUACUAGUUUAGGACUGCUUUUCCCAGGUUUUCUCACUGAAAAAUUCACAAAAUAUCAACAUUUCAUUUCUCAUUCUUUUUAUUGGGCCAAAAUUGGAUAUCCUUCAUUUAUGCAUUUGUCUAAAACAGUGGGAAUACAACACAGCUAUUGUGAAAUGACCUGCUAUUGUUUGAAUGUUCUGUUUUGAUUCCUAUCAAGGAACAUAAUUAAUGGUGGGAAGGGCAAUAAACCAAUAAGA
Molecule: messenger RNA, 910 nt
Organism: Crotalus tigris (Tiger rattlesnake)
Lineage: Eukaryota; Metazoa; Chordata; Lepidosauria; Squamata; Viperidae
Gene: SPATA24
Product: spermatogenesis associated 24
Exons: 6
Coding region: 81-650 (189 amino acids)
Cellular component (GO): cytoplasm; nucleus
Molecular function (GO): DNA binding
Source: RefSeq, a predicted model, not a curated record